Molecule: messenger RNA, 2991 nt
Organism: Drosophila kikkawai
Lineage: Eukaryota; Metazoa; Arthropoda; Insecta; Diptera; Drosophilidae
Gene: Mrgn1
Product: Mahogunin ring finger 1
Biological process (GO): protein ubiquitination
Cellular component (GO): cytoplasm
Molecular function (GO): ubiquitin protein ligase activity
Source: RefSeq, a predicted model, not a curated record
AAGGUCACACUGAUUGGUGAAAGAAAGCAAAAAAAAAAAGAAAGAAAAUAAUAAUCGGGGAGAAAAGUAAACCAACGCAGAAAAAAACAGAAUACCUGCCAAGAGUGGAUCCGUUGCAUCCAGAUACCGCACCCCCAAAUGGGCAACUUUGUGAGCAGGCAAAACGCGGCGGUGGAGGAGGCUGAUCCCAGCACGAAUCAUGCCUACAAGUACCCACCGCGAAUGGGCAACUUCUUUGGCACGCACUUCAUCAUGGGCGGCGAGCGCUUCGACACUCCGCAGCCGGAGUCGUACCUGUUCGGCGAGAACGCCGAUCUGAACUUUCUGGGCAACAGACCCACCGCCUUCCCCUAUCCGCCGCCGCAGCCCAACGAGCCGACAAAGACGCUCAAGAGUCUGGUGAACAUUCGCAAGGAGUCCGUGCGCUUUGUCCGUGUGCCCAAGGACUCGAAACUGAUUGUGCCCGAGAAGCCCAAGGUCAAGGAUCGCGAGAAGGAGAUCAAGGAGCGUGUGAAGGAGUUGGAGCGGGAGAAGGAGAGGGAGAAGGACAAGGACAAGGACAAGUCGAACGUGACCAUUGAGGAUGUGGAUGGCAAUGUACUCUGCUCAAUGGGCCUGGGGAGUGGCGAUGUUGACCUGACGCCACCACCGCCGCCGCCGCCCAGCACGUACAACAUCGAGUUCACCUUCGAUUCGGACGCCAAGUGCGCCAUUACCAUCUACUACUUCUGCUCGGAGGACGUUAGUCCCAGCGGUGUGACGCUGGUGCCGCGCGAGGGCCUCACCUCCGAGACGUACCACUACGAGAAGGGCAUCAAUCAGUGCUUCUCGCAGCCGAGCCACAUCUUUAACCCCCAGCAGAUGCCCGAGGACGAGCUGGGCUACAGCCCUGGCCGCGAACAGUACCCGGUGGCCAUCCACUGUGUGGUGGAGGAGGGCAGCGACGAGUGCCGGCAGUCGCACACCACAAUAUGCGUGAUUGACCAUCAUCCGGAGAGCGGAAGCUAUGUGCUGCGUGCCCUCAAGCAGAAGAUAUUCGUCGACGGGCUGUGCUACCUGCUGCAGGAGAUCUAUGGCAUCGAGAACAAGGCGGUAAACAAGUCGUCGCUGGACGAGGAGAUCGACGACCAUGGCAGCGAGUGUGUCAUCUGCAUGAGCGAGACCAGGGACACCCUGAUACUGCCCUGCCGCCACCUCUGUCUGUGCAACUCAUGCGCGGAUUCGUUGCGCUAUCAGGCCAAUAAUUGCCCUAUUUGCCGGGCUCCCUUCCGUGCCCUCCUCCAGAUUCGGGCCGUGCAGAAGGGCAUCGCCACCCAUGUGCUGCACCAGAACACGCCCACCUCGACGGCCGGGGAGCCGGCACCGGUGGACGUGCCGCCGGGAUACAUUCCUGUCUCGCUGAUUGAGGCACUCAAUGGACCGCCGCAGUAUGUGGCCAGAGCGAGGACCAGCGAUCACGAUAUUACGGACUCGGCCGGCACUGUGGCCGCCUCUACAAUGACCAGCGGGGGCGACAUCAAGGCCACCUCCCCCAUCAAGUCCAGCAGCCAGCGAAGGCCGAAGAUCAAGAAGAACGCCUCCACAUGCACAUCGACCAGUGAGGUGGGCACCAUUACCAACCAGUCCGGUGGCGGUGGCAACGGCUCCUCCUCGGCCCUGUCCGUGGUGGAGGUCGAGAGCGAGCAGCAAAAGAAGAAGGCAAGCACGGCCACCUGCACGUCGCCUACAUUGGGUGGGGGUGCCAGUACUUCGCCGGAGCUGAAGCAGGACAAGCUGCAGAUCGUUAACGAGCGCAAGUAUCCCAGGUCCCACGGUACCGGCUCUGGUGGUGACGCCUCAGCUGGCACCGAUGACGAUGUGGACAGUGAGAACGAGAAGCUUUCGCCGCUCCUUUCGCCCGGCAGCAAAGCCAAGAACAUGUCCAGCAAAUCUCUGAAGCAAGUGGUGGCCUGCCUGGAGGCGGAUGAUGUGGACAAGAGUGUAAGCGGUGGCGGUGGAGAUGGAGUGUCCGAGGACAAGAGAAGCUCCUCGCUGAAGCGCACCAAACCGAGGCCAGAACUUGGCGGAGGAGGCGGUGGAGGAGUGGCCUCCCCCGUCGAGCCGCAGGCCGACGAUUCGGAUUAUUACACGCCCGAAGAUACUCAGAACUCCAUACUGAGUCCGCUGUGUCCCACGGAUCGAGGUGAUCCUUUGGGCGCUGCGGGCAUCGGCGGCAACGUACUGGGACUGGGCAGGAGUGUUGGCUCUGUGGGUGGAUCAGCCGGCAUUGGAGGAGGCUCCUCCGCUGGCGGUGGCGGAGGCGUCGUUGUAGGCUUCAGCAGUGCCAUGAAAAAGAACCUGCACAAAAAGUCCACCUCGGUGGGCAACAUGGUUGGCUCCGGAUCAACGACGGCCACGGUGGUGGACCUCAAGUCCAACAACGUCAGCUCGCUGCCAGAUAUGCUCGACAGCCCGAUUAGCGGCAACUCGGCGUCCACGCGCAGCUCCAGCGACAGCUACUCCUCCAGCUCGUCCACCAAGCAGCUGCUCAGCUCCAAUCCGACCGCAACGGCGGCCAACAUCAUCGUGGACGACAAGACGGCCCUGCAGAAUGCCGUGAACGUGUAGAGAGCCGGUCUCCGCUUUUUGUUUUAGCUUUGCGUUAACUCUAUUUAUUCGUAGUAUCCGUUAGCUUUAGGUUAAAUCAAUGCUGCUUCCCCCGCCCGCAGGAACAAAAACAUUAACUAUAUAUUAUACUAUAUAUUAGGAAGGUGGUGACGAUGUGCAGAGCAGAAGGACAUGAUGACGAGGAUGUGGGAUGAGCCGAACAGGACACAACACUUAACCAGUACCCAGCAGACAAAAACUUUAUGAUAUUGAAAGCGAUAGUUUUCUGCUGGGUGUACAGAAACACACACCCGUCUCUCGCAUCCAUGUGUACGUAGUCUAAUCUAGCAUAAUGGCUUGGGUAUAUAUUAUAUACAAUAUAACAAAUAAAACAAAUCAAAUAAA